AAAGGGUAAAAUUGUAAAUUCAGGAGGCUGAACUGGAAGAAGAGAAAAAACUGGAUAAGAGUAACGCUGCUGCUCCUCUCCACUGCCAAACGCGAGAUGACAAUUACCAUCUACAACCCGGCGCAUGUUAGCACCGGCAGCUUAAAUUUGCGUAUCCUCCGUUCUCCGCCGCGGCGAACCUUUUCGCCGGCGCGAUGUCACCGCAAUUUUAGCUUGAGUUGCGCUUUACUCCCGGAGAAAAGGCGGGAAAGCAGACGAUCGGUCACCGUAGCCCUCGGAGUCUUGCUUCAAUGGCUCUUAGUACCUAAAGAUGCAGGAGCAAGCCCUUUUGACAAGUAUGUUAAGAGGAAAAAGCUUGAUCCGCUGGAGACUUAUAUACCAGCUGUGCUGUUGGCGGGGGUGCAGAUUAAGGAAUUAGAGAAAUCUUUGGAGGCUGAUCAACCUAAAUAUGGCGAUUGCCGGAAUAUAUUGCGUUCUGGUCCUGCAUCAUCUCUUCGUGUCAAUAUUCGAGCAGUAGCACAAUAUGCAUCUGAUGAUGGAAAUGGUGAAUCAGCUUCCAGUGAUGUUGAUCAGUGUCUGAGUGCAUUGGAAGGACUUGACUCAUUGCUUUUGCGUGCAUCAAGAAAUGAUCCAGGGGCCUCAAUUGACUCGAUGAAGGCAAAAAUUACUACUGCUCUAAAUGCAUUGGACAGUCUUCUGAAAACCGUCCCAGCUGAUAUGCUUGACAAGGGAAAGAUUGUAGCUGAUUCAUAUUUCUUUGCUGAUGAGGAAGAUGUAACACCUGAGAAACUGGACCCGAAUCUGAAGCAACUGGAAUCAAUACUGUAAAGAAUAUGAGAAUGCUAUGGCAUUAGCUUUGGAUACGAAGCCUCUUUCUGAACCAGGUCUGACUGUUUCAUCCUAUCAGAGUUUUUAUAUUGCUCGAAAACAAAAACCCAUGAGUAGAUGUGGUUUGGGAAGGGGGGCCGGGGUUCUCUUACUCUCUUAAUUGAUUAAACAUAAAACAGAAGACCCAAAAUAUGCUCUUGUAUUUAGUUUUCUUUUUUAAUUCUAAAGAUUGUAUAGGAUAUCUUCCAAUAUACUCUAAAUUUAUAGCAGUAUUAACUCUGAAAUA
Messenger RNA from Nicotiana tabacum (common tobacco), 1114 nucleotides. RefSeq lists its product as uncharacterized. The record is from RefSeq and is a predicted model, not a curated record. Lineage: Eukaryota; Viridiplantae; Streptophyta; Magnoliopsida; Solanales; Solanaceae.